Messenger RNA from Colletotrichum higginsianum IMI 349063, 456 nucleotides. Its product is annotated as FAD/FMN-containing dehydrogenase. Gene Ontology annotation, molecular function: flavin adenine dinucleotide binding. NCBI's taxonomy places the organism in Eukaryota, Fungi, Ascomycota, Sordariomycetes, Glomerellales, Glomerellaceae. The transcript has a single exon. The record is from RefSeq and is a predicted model, not a curated record. Bases 1 to 456 code for a protein of 151 amino acids.
AUGUUGUCUCUCCGCCCUCUCCGCCUCCUGGCAGCGCUCGCGUUGAGCGGCACCGUCGGUGCGGAACCCUACAACACCUUCGACGGGCCCGGGUUCCCCGCCUGUCACGACGUGGCGGCGGUCCACGACGCGAGGAGCGUGGACGAGAUCCAGUCCAUCGUCCGGGUUGCCGCCGCCGCCUGCUGGAAGGUCCACGCCUCGGGCAAGGCGCACAGGUGGCACGACACCAUGUGCUCCGACGACCCGGGCACGGUCAUCAUCCGCACCGAAGGGGUCAACGUCAUCUCGGGGUUCGACCUCGCCGCGGGCACCAGGGAGUUGAGGCGUCUCGUAAGGGACGAUGGCGACGACGAGUGGCUCUCUGCGUCGACCUCGCUCGGGCUGUUGAGCGUCAUCGUGAGGAUGAAGUUCAAGAUCUACCCCGACUCCAAGGUCUAUGUGGAUCAGAAAAGGUGA